Messenger RNA from Zootermopsis nevadensis, 4025 nucleotides. RefSeq names its product protein serrate (gene Ser). Gene Ontology annotation, cellular component: plasma membrane; protein-containing complex. Lineage: Eukaryota; Metazoa; Arthropoda; Insecta; Blattodea; Termopsidae. Gene Ontology annotation, molecular function: calcium ion binding; Notch binding. Gene Ontology annotation, biological process: cell communication; multicellular organism development; heterophilic cell-cell adhesion. The record is from RefSeq and is a predicted model, not a curated record.
CGAGAGUUGUGUUUGCGGUGUGUAGUGUGGAGCGCGUUUCAAAAACCGCUACAGCUAACUGAAUAUUUAAUUUUAGUUUUCUUAAAGUAAGGACGGAAAAUCGUGUAUGCCUUACCAGACAUAACAAGUACAGCAGUUGCACAAACAUCCGAGUGAUAAAAGUGAAUGACACUGGACGAUUACAUUCGGUUUAUGUGAUUUGAUUUUUUUUUUUUUUGGAAACACUGAUUUGAUAUGAGUGUAAAGUGUGGAAAUUUCAAUGUGAUUCGAUAAUUUGUUUAAACUGAGUGGCCCCUAAAUGCCUGAACGCGUGAGAAACGGCUGCCAUGUGCCGAAUUGUGUGGAGGUUAUUGUGUAGGACAAUGUGCCAUGGAUAUUUGCUACUCUUCUUCAUCACUCUUCUGCAGCUGCUGCAGUGCACGUGCGGGUCGGGCUUUUUCGAGCUGCAGAUCCUGGAGAUUGCCAACUACCGGAGCGAGCUGGCGUCGGGCGCCUGCUGCGGGUCAGAGUCUCGGCCCGACAGUUCGGUGCCUUGCCCACGUCAAUGCAGCACGUCCUUCCGCGUCUGCCUCAAGGAGUACCAGAGCAACGUCACUUCCACCGGAUCCUGUUCUUUCGGCAACACUUCCAGCCCCGUGCUCGGCGGCAGCUCCUUCACCCUCGCAGACCCGGACCACGCUAAUGGCAAGCUGGUCGUGCCGUUCAUCUUCCGCUGGACGAGAUCCUUCACGCUCAUCCUCCAGGCUGUGGACCAUGACAACUACUCCGUACCGGCUACGAACCGCGUCAUCGAAGAGGCUACCUAUUCGGGGAUUAUCCUGCCCAGUGCGGACUGGCACACGUUGAACUUUAACGGGAACACGGCACGCAUCACGUAUCGCGUCAGGGUCCAGUGCGACCUGCAUUACUUCAACUCUACUUGCACCAAGUUCUGUCGCCCUCGAGAUGACAAGUUUGGGCACUACAGGUGUGACAAGGCCGGCGACAAGGAGUGCAUCUCGGGCUGGAGGGGAGUCAACUGCGAGAUUGCUGUAUGCAAAACUGGCUGCCACCCGAUCCAUGGCAAGUGCGACCAACCUGGGGAUUGCGAGUGUCGUCCGGGCUGGCGAGGUGAAUUCUGUGAUCAGUGCACGCCAUAUCCAGGCUGCAAGCACGGAUAUUGCAAUGGAUCUUCUUGGCAGUGCAUCUGUGACACGAACUGGGGCGGAAUUCUCUGUGAUCAAGACCUGAACUACUGUGGAACCCACGAACCUUGUCAGAACGGAGGAACGUGCGAAAACACAGCACCUGACCAGUAUCUGUGCACCUGCCCUGAAGGGUUCUCUGGACUCAACUGCGAGGUGGUGGACAACCCCUGCGCCACUGCCCCCUGUGGGAACGGUGGGACGUGUCAAGAGACCGGAGGGCAGUACCACUGCACGUGUGCUUCAGGCUGGACGGGGUCCACGUGUCGCGUCAACGUGGACGAAUGUGCUUCUGCUCCGUGUCAAAAUGGUGGCACCUGUGUUGACUUGGUGGAUAGUUUUCGAUGUAUUUGUCCAUCUGGUUGGGAAGGCAAUUCUUGCCAGUUUGAUGCAGAUGAAUGUCAGGGAAGACCCUGUAUCAAUGCUUACUCAUGCCUGAAUCUGGUUGGGGACUAUAGAUGCAAGUGCCAAAAGGGCUGGGCUGGAAAAAACUGUGACCAGAACAUCAAUGAUUGCGUGGGGCAGUGCCAGCAUGGAGCUACAUGCAUUGAUCUGGUCAAUGACUACCACUGUGCCUGCCAGCCUGGAUACACAGGUCGUGACUGCCACACGGACAUUAAUGACUGUGAAAGCAAUCCGUGCCGUAAUGGUGGAGAGUGCUCAGAUCAAGUAAAUGGCUACCGUUGCAUCUGUCCUGUGGGGUUUACUGGUGACCAGUGUGAGGUGGAUCAUGACCAUUGCAGUCCAAAUCCAUGUGAUAAUGAUGCUCCAUGCUUUAACACACAAGCAGACUAUUACUGCCAUUGUCCAGAGAACUGGGAAGGAAAGAACUGUAGCAUGCCUCGUCUGCAAUGCAGCAGCCCUCCAUGUGAAGUGGUUGACAGCUGUACAGUUCCAGCACCAUCUAAUGCAAGUAAUAAUGGUGCAGUACUGGUCUCUUCAGGAAUUUGUGGAGACCAUGGGAGUUGCGUCAGCCAACCUGGAGGAGGCUUCAGGUGUUCAUGUGACCAAGGCUAUACUGGGAAAUACUGUCAUGAAAAUAUAAAUGACUGCAAGCUGAACCCCUGUCAGAAUGGAGGAACAUGUGUUGAUAAAGUUAACUCCUACCAAUGUAUCUGCAAAGAAGGCUGGGAAGGAGAAAUCUGCGGCAUUAAUAAAGAUGAAUGCUCCCCCAACCCAUGUCGGAACAAUGGAAGCUGUACAGACAGUGUAGCCGAUUUCCUAUGCUCGUGUCGUGAUGGAUGGAAAGGGAAAACUUGUAACCUGAAGGACAGUCACUGCGAUCGAAGUACUUGCCGUAAUGGUGGCACCUGCCAGGAUUUGGGUGACACUUAUGUGUGCCGUUGCCCACCAGAAUGGGAAGGCACAACAUGUCACAUUGCUAAAACACAUGCAUGUAAGUCCAAUCCUUGCCAGAAUGGUGCCACAUGUGUUAAUACCGGUGACUUCUACUCGUGUAUUUGCAAAGAAGGCUUUGAAGGCCAGCACUGCCAACAUGACAUAAAUGACUGUAAUCCACCACCAUGCUUUAAUGGUGGUAAUUGUGUAGAUGGCAUUAAUUGGUUCCUGUGUGAAUGUGCGGCAGGAUUUACAGGUCCAGACUGCAGAAUUAACAUUAAUGAAUGUGCAUCUAAUCCUUGUGGAUUUGGAAGCACAUGCAUAGAUGGCAUUGGCAAGUUCAGCUGUGUCUGUCCUCCUGGACGCAAAGGUGUCCGCUGUGAAGAAGUGGAGGAAAUGGCAUACCUACGAGGAGUGUGUUUAUGGAAAGGACAGUAUUUUACACACAAUGCCACAUGGCAGCAAGACUGUAACACAUGCAUAUGUGUAGCUUCUGCAGUGAGUUGUACACAAGUGUGGUGUGGCUUAGGGAACUGCCUUAGUCAUCCUAACCUCACUGUCGGCUCUGUUGUGUGCCAGUCAAAUCAGGUGUGUGUACCAUCACCACGUGAAGCAUGCCUCACACCCUCCUGUGCACCAUGGGGUGAAUGCCGUGAUCUGGAGAGUGGAAAGCGUGUGGGACCACCCUCACUGCCUGCACCUCCCACCUGCUGGCCAAAUCAAGCAGUACUCAGUAACUCUUGUGCUCGCCUCACAUUGCUGCUAGACAGAGCUCAGCUCCCACGAGGCGUCACCACUGAAGGCCUCUGCAUGGAACUACGCCAUCUUGUGGCCUCACAUCAAGCAGCCAUUGGUGCUUCUCACCGCCUUGUCCUGCUCUGUGACCUGAAGCAAGGUUACAAUGAUACGCUUGAAGUCACCAUGUCCUCGUUGUCACCUACAUCAGGUCCAGAAGAAAACCGAGCAGUGACAGAAGGGAUCCGAGUCCUGGGAGAAUUCAUCAGCCGGAAGCAAACUAACCUAUCAGCUCUUACAUCUAUUGUGGAAGUAAAAGUUGAGACUGCACUUGUCAGUGAAGAAAAACAAGGAAAUGGAUAUUUAAUAGCACUUAUCUGCAUAAUCCUCAUUAUCCUGUUUGCUGUCGGUGUGGGUGGUUUAUAUUAUUGGCACCAGAUGUUAAGACAAAGACAUGGAUCAGGAACUCUGACAGGUUCAACAACCCUAGGAGGACCUUGUCAUCGGCAUCAUGAUGAUGAGAAAUCCAACAAUCUUCAGAAUGAAGAGAACUUGCGGCGUUAUGCAAACCCUUUGAAAGAUGAAGCUGGGUCUACAAUGGUGGGAAGUGCUUCAAGCAAAGUAGGGCCAGGAGUAGGGUCAGGUGUUGAAGGUUCGGGAACAUCCGAUCUACCACGAGUUAGUGUUGUAAGACCACUGUCAUCUACCACAGGACCAGGUGAACCACCAGGAACAGGGAGUGGAGCAGAAAUGCUGGAACUGAUGUAG